Messenger RNA from Saccostrea echinata, 2281 nucleotides. RefSeq names its product sodium-dependent proline transporter-like. Gene Ontology annotation, cellular component: membrane. The record is from RefSeq and is a predicted model, not a curated record. The transcript has 14 exons. The coding region runs from base 1 to 2142 and encodes 713 amino acids. Lineage: Eukaryota; Metazoa; Mollusca; Bivalvia; Ostreida; Ostreidae. Gene Ontology annotation, biological process: sodium ion transmembrane transport.
AUGGCAUUUGGAGUUGAAAUGAAUUUACCCUUUGAUGUCAAUGCUAUCCCCAAAGACAAACCCCUAGGAAACAAUGCAAAUUCUCAGAUGCAAGAUUUAAUUCAAAACAUCAAAAUUACUCAACAAAUUGCCUCUGAAAACAUAAAAAAGAGCCAAGAGAAAUCUAAAGAGAGAUUUGAUCAACAUUCGAAAAUUCCUGAUUUUAAACUCUUUGACAAAGUGUUACUCAAGGUUCACAAAGUUCCAACCAAAGAACUCUGCGUCACAAUGGAUGUAGAAGACAAUCCGUCUUCGCUUUUAGAAUCGGAAUCUGACAAUUCUAGUCCCCAGGAUCGGCCGGUAUGGAAUCGAAAAAUAGAAUACCUUUUAUCUUUAUUUGGUUACAGCGUUGGACUGGGUAAUAUCUGGAGAUUUCCAUAUCUUUGUAUGCGAAACGGAGGAGGUGCUUUCUUGGUCCCUUUCUUUGUCCUGUUAUUUUUCUGUGGAGUUCCUCUUUACUUCUUGGAAGUUUCUCUGGGACAGUUUGCUGGGAAAAGUCCAGUGGUAGUGUGGUCUAUUUCUCCCUUAUUUACAGGACUCGGAUGGCUCAUGAUGAUAAUCUCCUUAGUGGUCUCGUGGUACUACAAUACGGUCAUUGCUUGGGUUAUCUAUUACUUUGUCCAUUCAUUCUUUCCAAAUAUCCCAUGGGCCACAUGUGAUAACUGGUGGAACACAGAAAAGUGUAUUGUCAGCCUCAAGGAUAGAUCAAGUUUAAACAACUCUCUUCCACUGAUGAACCAGUCUUUGGUAGCAGCUGUUAUUAUAAGUCAAAACGAAUCCCUCUACUCAUCCAACGUGUCCUAUGUCAGUCAGAAUUUGACUUAUAACACUGCAGCGUAUGAAUUCUGGGAGUAUAAUGUCCUUAGGCGUUCUGAAGGCAUAGAGUAUCCUGGUUUGGUUCAAUGGCACCUCGUUUUAGUUCUGUUUGCUUCUUGGCUAUUGACGUUUGUAUGCCUUCUCAAAGGUGUACAUUCAGUUGGAAAGGUUGUGUACGUGACAGUAACUUUUCCAUACAUACUGUUGACAAUUAUUCUCAUCCGUGGCCUGACGCUUGAUGGAGCUAUAGAUGGAGUACUUUUCUAUUUGAAACCAGAUUUUUCCAAAGUUUUAAACUUUCAAGUGUGGGUUGAGGCGGGAAUGCAAGUUUUCUUUUCUCUUGGUCCUGCUUGGGGAGGACUCAUCACAAUGUCAAGUUUCAAUAAGUUUAACAACAAGUGCAUGAAGGAUGCCUGGUAUGGUACGUUGGCUGAUGGUCUGACAAGCUUCUACGCUGGCUUUGUUGUCUUCUCUAUUUUGGGAUUUAUGGCUCACAAUGUCGACAUGACAAUGGAAGAAAUUUCAAAAUCAGCCACAGGACCUGGACUGGUGUUUAUAGCAUACCCAGAAGCCUUAACAAAACUCCCGAUGCCACAUCUGUGGGGGGUCCUGUUUUUCCUCAUGUUGAUUACUGUCGGAGUUGACAGCCAGUUCGGAAUGUUUGAAACUGUUGCUAGUGGGCUAGCGGACAUAUUCCCUAAGCAGUUGAAUUCGAGAAAAGUCCAGACAACGGCCAUUUUGUGUGUCGUUCUCUUUUUGCUGGGAAUUCCUUUCACAACUAAUGGAGGAAUAUUCAUUUUCCAGCUGAUAGACUGGUACGCUUCCACUUUCUGCAUUAUGUUUGGUUCAUUCUUAGAAUGUGUCGUUAUUGCAUGGGUCUAUGGUGCAGAGCGCUUCAGUCGAGACGUAGAGCUGAUGAUAGGAAGACGUGUCCCCCUCCCCAUGAGGAUAAGUUGGUGUAUAGUUACACCAUUAUUUAUGUUGGUGCUAUUUCUGAUGUCAAUGAUUAUGUAUGCCCCACCAAACUCAGCUAGUUAUACGUAUCCAGAAUUCGCCAUUGGAAUCGGUCAGUUUUUCGCCAUACUCCCUCUGUUACCAAUACCAGUACUGAUGAUUUGGCAACUCCUUCGAUCCAAGGGACCAUUCACUAAGAGGAUAAAGACUCUUGCUCGUCCGGAUUCCAGCUGGGGACCUAACAGUAAACGUCACUGGCAGACGUACAAAAUGUAUGAAUAUAAGGGUGGACUAAUAAACAGAAUCAAAGUGAAUCUACUGGGAGAUAAUUAAAAUUAUAAUGUAUUUUAGAAUAUAUUUAUUGCUCUGCAGUCAAGCUGAUGCAAAGGAAAUAUAGAAAUUUUAAUAUUGUGUGGCAUUUUAUAAAUAUUUAUUAAAGCAGCUAUAAUCUUAUUAAUAAAAGAUAACUUUA